GGGGCACUUGGGUGCGUCUAGGUAGGACCAGGAAGUGUUCUGCCGCUGAACGUCGCGGAGGAGUUGUUUAUCUUAACUGGGACAUACAGCGCUUAACAGGAUGUUACUGCCAAUGUUCCUGGGCAGCAUCAUUUCUGUUACCAUGGCUGCGACCAAUGGGCAGCAGGAACAUGGGCCUCCACCUCCUCCUCCUUCUCCUUCUUCGCCUUCUCCUCCGCUGUUGCUGGUGUCCUUUGAUGGGUUCCGGGCAGACUACCUGCGGCAGUACCCCAUGCCCAACCUGGAGCUCCUGUACCGGGGAGGAGUGCUGGUGGAGGAGCUGACCAACAUCUUCAGCACCAAGACCUUCCCUAACCACUACAGCCUGGUGACGGGUCUGUACGCCGAGUCCCACGGCAUCCUGGCCAGCAACAUGUACGACGCGGCCCACAACAAGACCUUCAGCCUGGCCCACGACCAGGACCCCUUCUGGUGGAGCCAGGCCCUGCCUCUGUGGCUCACUGCGCUGGACUCCAACUACAGCACGGCCGCCGCCAUGUGGCCCGGCUCGGACGUGGCCAUCGGCAACCGCACCGCCACGCACUUCCUGCCCUACAACGCCUCGAUGCCGUUCGCAGAGCGUCUGGCCAAAGUCAGCAGCUGGCUGAGGGGCAGCGAGCAGGAGAGAGGGGUGAUGUUUACAGCCCUCUACUGGGAGGAACCAGACAGGACGGGUCACAAGUACGGCCCGGACAACACCUCAGCCAUGACCCAGGCACUGAAGGAGGUGGACGACCACGUUGGUUUGCUGGUAUCGGAGUUGCAGCGGGCGGGGCUGUGGGGGCGUGUCAACGUGCUGGUGACCAGUGAUCACGGCAUGACGCAGUGCUCCGCCCAGCGCCUCAUCCGCCUGGACGACUGCCUGCACCCAAACAACUACACCCUGGUGGACCUGGCCCCGGUGACCGCCCUGCUGCCCACCCAGGAUGCAGACAAAGUGUUUGACCUGCUGGACAAGUGCCACCCCCACAUGACGGCCUACCAGAAGAAAGCCAUCCCUGAUAGGCUGCACUACCGCAACAACCUGCGCGUUCAGCCAAUCAUCCUUUUGGCUGACGAGGGCUGGAUGAUCAUCCAGAGGGGGGACCUGCUCCCCACACUGGGUAACCACGGCUAUGACAACGCGUUACCCAGCAUGCACCCUUUCCUGGCGGCGUCGGGGCCCGGGUUCCGCCAGGGCUACCGCAUGUCGGGGCUGCAAAGCGUGGACGUCUACCCCCUGAUGUGCCACCUGCUGGGCGUGGCGCCGGCGCCCCACAAUGGCAGCCUGGCCAAGGCACGCUGCCUGCUGCAGGGGGAGGGCUGCCUGGACGUGGCCCUGGUGGCGGGCGUGGUGGUUGGCGUGUUGCUGCUGCUCACCAGCGUCACAUGUCUGUUCGGCCUGAUGAGGCCCCGCGGGCCCCGAAGGCCCCUACAGUUCAGGAGGCUCCACCUGGAGGAGGGGGAGGAGGAGGAUGACGAUGAACCCCUGCUGGACUAGACUUGGGCUGCACCAGAAUGGGUCUAGAGUUCUAGACCUUGACUAGACCUCGACUAUACCUGUCUAGACCUGUACUAGACUAUGCCUGUCUAGACCUGGACUAGACUACAUCAGACUAGACUUGGACUAGACUAGACUAGACCUGGACUGGACUCGAACUGAGAUUAGACUUGAACUGACUAGACCAGGACUAGACUUUGGCUGGACUAGAAUGGACUGGCCUCUCCUAGUUCCAGCCUAGUUCCAGGUCUAGAUUAGACCUGGAACUAGGCUAGAACGGGACAGCGGCCCUACUGGUUCUGUAGGAUUGCACUAGCUCAGGACCCUACUGGCUCUGUAGGACUGCCCUAGCUCAGGCCCCUACUGGCUCUGUAGCAUUGCACUAGCUCAGGCCCCUACUGGCUCUGUAGGACUGCCCUAGCUCAGGCCCCUACUGGCUCUGUAGGACUGCACUAGCUCAGGCCCCUACUGGCUCUGUAGGACUGCCCUAGCUCAGGCCCCUACUGGCUCUGUAGGAUUGCACUAGCUCAGGCCCCUACUGGCGCUGUAGGACUGCCCUUGCUCAGGCCCCUACUGGCUCUGUAGGACUGCCCUAGCUCAGGCCCCUACUGGCUCUGUAGGAUUGCACUAGCUCAGGCCCGGCGGGCCCCCGGCCUCUUCAUGGUUUGUUUAGCUUCUUGACAGGAUUGCGUCUUUGCACAUGUGUUGCGUCGGCUUUGCAGCCAAGUUGCGGAGGAGAAAGCAUCCAUAGCAACAGCAGCGGGUACGGUCUCAGCCUGUCGCGAGACUGGGAAUCAUGGUAUGAAUACUAUUAAUAUAAUAAGUUGAUGCUAAUAAUAAUAAUAUCAUCCAGGAUUGUAGAAAUUAAAUGAAUAGAGAUACUGUAAUUCUCUUUUGUUCACUGGAUUCAAAGAGGAAGCUACUGAGAUCUACAUUUUGUGUUUAUAUGGCUAUGUUUUUACAUGGUUAUUUACAAAAGCGUUGCAAGUUCAGAUUUAUUUCCCCCACAUUGUCAUUAGUCGGUUCUCCCACCAGACGGGUCGAGAUACUUCAGUCUAGUCUGUAGUAGUUUUAACAAGUUAGAAACUGGAAUACAGUGAAAUGGAUGAACAGUUACGUGUGUGUGUGUGUGUGUGUGUGUGUGUGUGUGUGUGUGUGUGUGUGUGUGCGCGUCGGACUAUGCAAGGCUUUUACCCGACGAGGGAGUUUUAAGUUGGUGUCUAAAUGUGCAUUAUCUGUUUCCAAAGGAAAAUUUCCAAAGAAAGAGUGACACAUACUUUAAAAAAAUGUAUGUAUAUUCCUUUAUAGACAUGUUUUCUUCAUCCCAGUCACAACAUUACAAUGUAAUAAAAUGGUAAAUAUAUAAAAUCAA
Molecule: messenger RNA, 2891 nt
Organism: Gadus macrocephalus (Pacific cod)
Lineage: Eukaryota; Metazoa; Chordata; Actinopteri; Gadiformes; Gadidae
Gene: enpp4
Product: ectonucleotide pyrophosphatase/phosphodiesterase 4
Exons: 8
Coding region: 101-1519 (472 amino acids)
Source: RefSeq, a predicted model, not a curated record